AUGCCUUUGCAAGUUCUCCGUGGGAUGCCGUUACCCUGGCGGGUGCUGGACAGCAAUCUUCAGGGUGUCCUCGACAUAGAAGUCCGGGAGAACGAUGUGUUCGUUAUUUCUUACCCUAAAUCAGGUACACACUGGUUACGAAUUAUCACCAGUUGCAUCCUGGGAUGCCCGGAAGAACAAACCGAUACUGGUAUGCCGUUGGAACUGAGCAUGUGCAGUGGCGCGUCAGAGGAGGAGUUACAAACAGCUCCCCCAGUGUACAAGCUGAUCGAAUCUUGGCUUUCUCCGAGGGUGAUCAUGACCCAUCUGCUACCCCAUCUACUGCCUGCUCAGCUCUUUCAGAAAAAAUCACAGGUUUUGUACAUUGCUCGCAACCCUAAGGAUGUAGCGGUGUCGUACUUUCACUUCUUCAAUGCACUGAAGGCGCCAGACCCUUGUCCACCCUGGGAGCAGUUUGUUCCACUCUUCAUGAAGGGAGAAGUUCCAUUUGGAUCCUACUUCACCCAUGUUAAGCAAUACUGGGAGAUGAAACACCACAACAACUUCUUGUUUCUCAAGUAUGAAGAUCUGAAAAAGGAUGAACAAGCUAUCAUCAAACAAGUGGGAACAUUUCUGGGAAAAGAACUAGACACGCAAGACAUCUCAUCUAUCUCCAGCAAAUGUUCAGUUGCGAGCAUGCGCAAAAGGUUCAGUGAAAAACCCCAGGCGGUUUCCUCGAUCAUUGACGAAACAAAAUCGCUGUUCAUGAGAAAAGGGAAAGUUGGCGACUGGCGGGAAUAUCUGACGGCAGAGCAGAGUCAACGUUUCGACCAACUGUAUGAGGAACAUCUUGGCAAUACUGGUCUGACAUUGGAAUUUUAAUUAUAUACUGUCGGACGGCUGCAUUACAUGCAUCGCUACCAUUA
Molecule: messenger RNA, 905 nt
Organism: Patiria miniata (bat star)
Lineage: Eukaryota; Metazoa; Echinodermata; Asteroidea; Valvatida; Asterinidae
Product: sulfotransferase family cytosolic 1B member 1-like
Exons: 6
Coding region: 1-861 (286 amino acids)
Biological process (GO): sulfation
Cellular component (GO): cytoplasm
Molecular function (GO): sulfotransferase activity
Source: RefSeq, a predicted model, not a curated record